Cynoglossus semilaevis (tongue sole) is the source of this 3087-nucleotide messenger RNA. RefSeq names its product GTPase IMAP family member 4 (gene gimapl). The record is from RefSeq and is a predicted model, not a curated record. NCBI's taxonomy places the organism in Eukaryota, Metazoa, Chordata, Actinopteri, Pleuronectiformes, Cynoglossidae. The transcript has 3 exons. Gene Ontology annotation, molecular function: GTP binding. The coding region runs from base 129 to 929 and encodes 266 amino acids.
ACACAUUUAUCACGGUUAACUUGAUGCUCUCUUGAAGAGGAAGUCCUCCUCCAGUCAACCGAAGUGUCCGCCCAAAAAACGAAUAUCACCUGGAACUGACUCUUACUGUGGAUAAAAAAACACAGACAAUGGCAGAAAACAAACCACGACCGACUACAACCAGAGAUGCUGCAGGAACGGAAGAAGAGGCGAAGAAGAAAGCCGCCCAGGCAGCCAUCCGUCUGGAUCAAAUCCGCCUGGUGGUUCUGGGCUGGAGGUGGCCGGGGAAGAGCCUGACAGGGAACACAAUCAUAGGCCGAGAGGAGUUUCGUCUGGAGCGAGCAGCGGAGUUCUGCGUAAAGAGGCAAACGGAGGUGGAUGGUCGAGAGGUGACGGUCGUGGACACCCCGGGAUGGUUCUCGGCCCAAGAUACCCCUCCCUCCUAUAAACAGGAGCUGGUCAGAGGAGCAGCUCUCUGCCCCCCGGGACCCCACGCCUUCCUGCUGGUCAUUCCUGUGGGUAUGUUCACCGACGUGGACCGUGCUCGCAUCGAGGAGCACGUCAGCCUGUUCGGGGAACACGUGUGGAAACAUACCAUCGUUGUUUUCACGUGGGCCGAGGUGUUGAGGACCAUUCCGAUCGAGAGGUACAUUCGCAGAGAAGGCAAGGACCUGCAGUGGGUGCUGGAGAAGUGCAAGCACCGGUACUUUGUCAUCAAUAACUGUAUAUAUGGGGAGCACCCGCAGGUGGGACGCUUGUUGGAGGGCGUGGAGAGGCUGGUGGCAAACGAAGGAGGCUACUACAAACCAGAGGAGGUGGAGAAAGAGAAGAAACCUGUGGAGGAGAACAAGAACACUGACAGGGAUGUGAGAGAGCUGGGGGCCAGACCGAAACAGAACUCUGGACUGGGAUUAUCCAAGGCCAUGGAGGUGGAUCCAGUUCCCAAUUAACCCCCCCACCUCUACCACCCACCCUGUUGCCUGAUGAAGCCCCUGAACCGGGACCUACAGACCAGGACUCGCCAAUCCUUUCCACGGCGAAGUCUGAAAAUGAAAAAAUGUAUUUAUUUGAUGAAAUCUGACAUGUAUUGAGUCCAAAGUUACUAAUUCAGCUGUUUGUAAUAUAAAAUGUUUUUAUUUUCCUAAUGCUGAGACAAAUUCCAUUCAGUUUGUAGUGACACAUUUGAGUCAGUGAAGGUGAGCUGUUACACAGAGUAGUAGUAGUAGUAGUAGUACUAGUAAUAAUAAUAUUACUGUGUUUAAAACCCCACUCUAGUCCAGGGGUCUCAAACACCAAUCAUCUAAGGGCCACUCCUCACCACUGCCAUUUCAUUGGAUGGCAACAUCAGAGUUUGUUGUUAAUGACAAAAUAUUUUUUCAAUAAUACAGUUUAAGCACCUGACAUAAAUAACACGUGCUGAAUUUUGCUGUCACUGUCACUUGGAUUUUCAUUGUUUGUGACCAAAUUGUUGAUGUUUUCUGAUGUAACUUUAUUUUUACUGUAACUCUAACAGAGCAGCACGUUUGCACUGGCCUUUGACUAAACAGCCAGGACGUCAGGUUGGGCCACACUGGCAGCAGUGGUUAGCACAGUUCCCUUACAGCGAGAAGGUUUGAUUCUUGUGUUUCUGUCGGCAGUUUCCAUGUUCAUGCUUCAACAACGUGUUCACUCCAAACUGAUCAUAGGUGUGAAUGUAGGUGUGAAUGGUUGUUUCUCUCUAUGCGUGACCCGCCCCCACACCCUGACUGAAUGACCGCUGGGGUUGGCUGCCCCCUCUGUGAUUAGGAUUUGAAGAUAUUCAGAUAUUCAUACUCUGAGAAAAUGAGAAAGUUUUAAAACCCCUGGUGGUCAUAGUGUGUUAGGGCAGCUGUGACAACGUGGACCUGAGCAGGUUACUGCAGGAGAUAAUGUUUCCAACAGGAAGAAACUCUAGACCGGUUAACAGUCCUGAAGUCUUCUUUGUUAUAAUGAAGUACUGGUGACUCAUCUGCACUCACUAAGAACCAUGUGUUCUACUAAGAGUCUCAACAUUAAAGGUCAACACUAGUGGACAAACAUCGGUCUGCAGCCUUCCAUGGAGAUUUAUUUUUUAAAGUAAUUUAUUCCUUAUUUUGGUAACACCUCUUUGCUUUUCAUAUCUUAUUUUUUUAAUGUUCCCACAUACCUGUUGGGUUUUUUUUAAAUAAUGACAGGGUACAAUACAAAUAUUGAUUUUUAUCAUUUAUAACAUAUGGAAUAUAAAAUAGAGACAUUUUUAAGUACAAUUUUUUAAACAUUUUUUCUACAGUUUUUAGUUUAAAGUUCUUCCUUCAUUUUCAACAUUUCCACCUUCCGUUUAUUGUCUUUUAUUUUCAGCCAUUGUUUGUGACUUUAAUCCUGAGCCAGUUCUUUGUGACGGUUUUCAUUUUGUCCACCAGGGGGACUCUCAUCAAUUAUUGAAUUCGUCAAACUGCACUGAUCCAGACUUGUGGAUGAAAUAUGGAUAAAUAUUUGACACAGUGCUAAGUCAAUGUCCCUGUAGAAAGACUGUGUCUGCACUAUAUAAAAUGUGCUUUUGUUUUUGUCACCAUUUUUUCCUCUAAUGCUGAUUAUCAUCAUCAUCGUCGUCCGACUGGUUGAGGAGGAAAAAACUCCCAGCUUUGUUGAACAACUUCUGUGAAUUCUGAAUUUUUUCUUUUUUGUUUCUUUUGUUUGUUUGUGUGAAUGUACUUUUUAUCUGAAGUAAAACUUGUGUGGUACUGUAGUACACUGGUGUGUGUUGACGUUCCACUGUUACUGAUGAGGACAAGGAUUUAAACCCAGGGGUUUUGUUUGAUGGGAAAUCACCAGAAAUGUAGGUCAAAGCUGUAGAACGUCCAAACCCAGAAGAAGAAUUUAGUUUUGUCUUCUGAUGGAUUCCUCCGACUGUGGUCGUUUCACAGCUGAUUUUUUUUCAUCAUAGGUUUUAUUUGUGUGUUGGUUUUAAAAAAAACCUCUAUGAGUUCUUGUUUUGUUUCUAUGUUGUUUUCUCUUGUACAUUUUGAUCCACUGUCACUCUGUUUAUCUCUGUUAAUUUAUGUGUUUCAUUAUUGUUGUACAUCAGGAAAUGAAAUAAAAUGUGUUUCUGUG